GGGCACCCCGUGGGGCGAAGAUGUGGGGUUUGCUGCACACGCAGCGCAGCCCCCGUGUGCAGGGCCAGGACGGCGGCAGUGUGAGAGACUGCCCCAGUGGUGUUGAUGAGACGUGCUACAUCCAGCUGCCGAGAGUCGACGAGGGCGACGCUGCCGCACAGCAGGCCAUGAUCCACCACACACAGACAGACCAUCCCAAGGUCACCCUGCAAUGCCCUUGUGGCACAGUGGCCAGCGGAGGCCUCUGACGAGUGGCGUCUGUGUGCGUCUGUCUGUCCACUGCAGAUGGCGUCGGCCUCGAGUGAGCACAUUCCUCUGCUGCUGGACGAUGGCCAAGGGCUGACGGAGCCCCAGCUGCCCGACGUCACCGAUGACAUCACCAAGGCACCGAGACGCUUCGAGCAGGUGGGUUGGUGUCAGUCGACUCUGAGGCCUCUAGGACGUCUGUGUGUCGUCUGCAGGUCCCCUUGGUGGGCGCCCCGGCCGCCGACAAUUGGUAUCCGACAGAUGCACUGAGACGCAGCAUCAGAUGGGCCAUCGACGACAAGGAUGCGGAGGGCCUGCGGAAGGUCCUCGACGGUCUGUCGCCUGAGCAAACCGAGAAAGUGCUGACGACUGGAUGGGAAUAUGGGAGCUCUGCCAUCCACUACGCCGCACGUAGGCAUCGUCGCACCACUGCACACACAUGAUGCAGCUGAGUGGCCCCUGUGUGUGCUUCUCAGUCAAGUGUACGGAUGUGGCGGUGUUUGAGGUGCUGCUGCACAACCGACACGACCUGCUUUACCUGAAAGAUAAGGUGUCGUGCUGGACCAUUACACUCAUUCCGCUCAUUAGCCGGCCGAUAUCUUUCUUCUGUGUCUGUAGGAGGGCGACACGCCUCUUCACAAGGCAGCACAGAAAGGGUCAGUUGGUUUGUGGAGCAGUCUGUCGAGUGGGGCGGAGAGGAGCUGCUGGAAGCUCGGACCAACGUUAGGACGAGGGAAAUCUCGACUGGUGCAUCGAACAGCAAGCGUCUUCUGUCAUGCUGUGAUUCAGAUUGGCUGGAAGAUUGGCUGGACGCCUCUUCAUGAUGCAGCAUGUCAGUCACUCCUGCAAAUGAUAGCCACACAACUACAUGAGUCUUCAACGUGUCUCUCCUGCAGUCUCGGGCCAUGCCGAUGUGGUGGCGGUGAUGUUGAAGGUGGACCCACAGCUCUUGAAAAUCAAAACCAGCGUAGGCUGCCCGCACCAAUCGACUCUGGUACCUCAACUGUCCCCGCCCGCUAAUGUGACAGGAGGGAAAGACGCCUUUCGAUUUUGCCCUCAGAAAGCCGAAAGUCGUCGCUGUGAUGGCUGUCGUGGCUGGAGACGUGGCCAUGAAGCUGCUCGAGCAAGGCGCGAAAAUGGAAGAACUGGACGCCCAUGAUCUCAAGGAGGUGGUGCCUUUCACGAAGGGGUUCCUGAAGGACCGCUCUGAUUCGCUGGGCCUCGACAGCCUUCGCUUGUGUGCCUUCUUCCGCAAGCUGAUGCAGGCACGACAGAAGGACUCCCUCACAGAGUGCGAUUGAAUGGAGAGGAGGGGACAUCAUGCGAACAUCUGCAUGCUUCUUCGUCUCUCUCUCUCCUCUCUUUUCUUUUUCGUUCUUCGUGCAGUGACUUUGAGAAUAUUUCCAACUGGCAGGAGGUAAACAGUAAGGACACACACAGUCUUACUUGUCGCAUUGAUUGGGGGGUACGAUCCGGGUCAGGCACUCACAGCGACUUUCUGCAGCGAUACCAGGAUGCAAAACUUUGAACAGUCACUUAGAGGCAAAGAGAAAGAAUGGUUCGCGGCGCUCGAGUCUGCGGAGCCCCUCACAGUAGUGACUCAAGGUAGCCAACACAGAGACUUCACCCCCUUUUGGCUGUCGGCCGCUCAUGGCGUCGUCCUUCUGCCAAUGAUUGUGACAGCCAACUCCAUCUCUCUCGUCACAAAGCAUUGGCAGCCGCCACCAGUUUUCAGGAUAGGCUGCUUUUGCCGGUCGAUUGAUUUUGGACCCCGUGAUGUCUUCAUUACCCGCGUGCUGUCAAUGCGAGUGCAUGUGUGUGGAUCGGCAGAAACCAGUGAGUCCGUGGUUGGUUGCGUCUGGUGGAUGUCUGUCUGUGUUAGGCCAAUGGCACGGCAAAGCAUAGCAUAGCAUAGCGUCAUAUCGGUCCCCAGCGCUCUUAUCGUCCAGCCCCACGGGCGUCG
Messenger RNA from Vitrella brassicaformis, 2209 nucleotides. The record is from the annotation of a GenBank genome assembly. Lineage: Eukaryota; Vitrellaceae.